GGUCUCCCUGGUCCAAUAGGCCCAAUGGGUCCAGCAGGUCCCACUGGUGAAAAGGGUGAACCAGGUCCUCGAGGUCUAGUUGGUCCUCCUGGCUCCCGUGGAAACCCUGGUUCCCGAGGAGAAAAUGGCCCAACUGGAGCUGUUGGUUUUGCUGGUCCUCCGGGCCCUGAUGGUCAACCAGGUGUGAAAGGUGAACCUGGAGAACCUGGACAGAAAGGAGAUGCUGGAUCUCCAGGACCACAAGGUCUUGCUGGGUCUCCUGGUCCACCAGGCCCUCCAGGUGUUCCUGGUUUGAAAGGUGGUAGAGGAACUCAGGGUCCGCCUGGUGCUACUGGAUUCCCAGGAUCUGCUGGAAGAGUUGGGCCUCCAGGACCUACUGGAGCUCCAGGGCCUGCUGGGCCUAUUGGUGAGCCAGGAAAAGAAGGUCCCCCAGGUCUUCGUGGUGAUCCCGGUUCUCAUGGCCGUGUGGGAGAUCGAGGGCCAGCUGGGCCUCCUGGUGGUCCUGGAGACAAGGGUGAUGCAGGGGAAGAUGGGCAGCCGGGCCCAGAUGGCCCCCCUGGUCCAGCAGGAACUACUGGUCAAAGAGGUAUUGUUGGUAUGCCAGGACAGCGAGGGGAAAGAGGCAUGCCGGGGCUGCCAGGUCCUGCAGGUACACCAGGAAAACAAGGUCCUACGGGGCCACCUGGUGAUAAAGGUCCCCCAGGACCUAUUGGGCAGUCAGGUGCCACGGGACCUGUAGGUGAAGCUGGUCCAGAAGGACCUGCUGGUAAUGACGGUACUCCUGGACGAGAUGGAGCUGUUGGAGAACGUGGUGAUCGUGGUGAACCUGGCCCUGCAGGCUUACCAGGUUCCCAAGGGGGUCCAGGAACUCCAGGUCCUGUUGGCCCUCCAGGAGAUGCAGGUCAAAGAGGUGAAACUGGUUCUCGAGGUCCAAUGGGUCCCCCAGGUCGUGCAGGAAAAAGAGGUUUGCCUGGUCCCCAAGGGCCUCGUGGUGACAAAGGUGACAAUGGAGAUCGAGGUGAUAGGGGCCAGAAAGGACACAGAGGUUUCACUGGGCUUCAAGGUCUUCCUGGUCCUCCUGGUCCUAUUGGUGAACAGGGCAGUCCUGGCAUUCCAGGCCCAUUUGGUCCUCGAGGUCCUCCAGGUCCAGUCGGCCCUUCUGGCAAAGAUGGAAGUCCUGGUCCCCUUGGGCCAAUUGGGCCCCCUGGAGUUAGGGGAAGUGUAGGAGAAGCCGGACCUGAGGGUCCACCAGGUGAUCCUGGACCUCCAGGCCCUCCUGGCCCUCCAGGGCACCUCACUGCUGCCAUUGGUGACAUCAUGGGACACUAUGAUGAUGCCAUGGCAGAUCCGCUACCGGAGUUUACUGAAGAUGAAGCAGCCCCAGAUGGCCAUAAUAAAACAGACCCAGGGGUCCAUGCCACGCUGAAGUCACUGAGCAGCCAGAUUGAGACUAUGCGCAGCCCAGAUGGUUCAAAGAAACACCCAGCACGGACUUGCGAUGACCUGAAGCUGUGCCACCCAUCCAAGAAGAGUGGUGAAUAUUGGAUUGAUCCUAACCAGGGAUGUGUUGAAGAUGCUAUAAAAGUAUAUUGCAACAUGGAAACUGGAGAGACCUGUAUUUCUGCAAACCCAUCUACUAUACCACGUAAAACGUGGUGGGCCAGCAGGUCAUCUGAUGUAAAGCCUGUUUGGUAUGGCCUUGAUAUGAACAGGGGAUCACAGUUUGUGUAUGGGGAUACAGCUGUCACUCAGAUGACAUUUCUGCGCCUCCUGUCAAAGGAAGCUUCCCAGAAUAUCACCUACCUUUGUAAAAACAGUGUUGGGUACAUGGAUGACCAGACUAAGAAUCUGAAAAAAGCUGUAAUUCUGAAAGGGGCCAACGACCUGGAGAUCAAAGCAGAGGGAAACAGCCGAUUCAGAUACACUGUUCUGCAUGACAGCUGUUCGAAACGCAAUGGAAACGUGGGCAAGACCAUCUUUGAGUACAGAACACAGAAUGUGGCACGUUUACCUGUCAUAGAUAUUGCACCAGUGGACAUUGGCAGCACUGACCAGGAAUUUGGAGUUGAAAUUGGGCCAGUUUGCUUUGUGUAAGAGGAAGGAGGGAAAUUACCACACUACCCAGCAACAGCAGCAAUUAAACACAUGAACUUAGACUGAUUGAAAUUAAUCCUGAGACUCUUGAAGUAAUGGCUGAUAUUGGAUCAGCAUUGUAUAUACGGUUCUUUUUACAUGACCGGCCUUCUUUUGAAUAUUUAUUUUACUUACACACCUUCCUUUUUAAAUAAUUGAAACCAGCUUUUUAGUACAACAGUACGAUUUUAAGAGGAUUGAUGACCACCUUUUAAAAGUAAUAUGAAUCUUCUUCCUUGCUUUUGUUUCAAAGUAUUUCAAAAUUUACAGGUAUUCAAAAUAGUUUUAAUGUGGGACUAUGUAAAGCUCUAAGGAUUAUUCCUUUUGCUUGGAUGCAUACUGAAUAACAGAAAAGUAGAGCACUUUUGUGAACCAUUGGCUAUAUUUCAGUCAUACCUCCUCCCUC
Messenger RNA from Mesitornis unicolor (brown roatelo), 2539 nucleotides. RefSeq names its product collagen alpha-2(V) chain. The record is from RefSeq and is a predicted model, not a curated record. The annotation marks the transcript as partial. The transcript is spliced from 19 exons. Gene Ontology annotation, molecular function: extracellular matrix structural constituent. Lineage: Eukaryota; Metazoa; Chordata; Aves; Mesitornithiformes; Mesitornithidae.